AUGAUCUUCAUCAGACUGAGAUUAAUCCUGCCGUUGGAGUUUGAAUUGCUACUGGCGCCGUUGUCGUUAUUGCUUGAUCCUGCCCUGUUGGGAGCCGUUAAGGGGCGUGGAAGUGUGUCAAUUGUAAAGACGAGUAUCGGACGUGACAAAAUUACUUAUGUUAUAGAUCACGCCAGCAGUCAGCAGCCAGCAGCCAGCAGCCAGCAGACAGCAGGCGGCAGUCAGCAGCCAGCAGCCAGCAGACAACAGGCGGCAGGCAGCAGCCACCAGCCACCAGCCAGCAGACAGCAGGCGGCAGCCAGCAGCCACCAGCCACCAGCCAGCAGACAGCAGGCGGCAGGCAGCAGCCACCAGCCAGCAGACAGCAGGCGGCAGGCAGCAGCCACCAGCCAGCAGACAGCAGGCGGCAGCCAGCAGCCAGCAGCCACCAGCCAGCAGCCAGCAGCCAGCAGCCACCAGCCAGCUACCUUUACCUGCUAG
This is a messenger RNA of Procambarus clarkii (red swamp crayfish), 480 nucleotides long. Lineage: Eukaryota; Metazoa; Arthropoda; Malacostraca; Decapoda; Cambaridae. The record is from RefSeq and is a predicted model, not a curated record.